Puntigrus tetrazona (Sumatra barb) is the source of this 980-nucleotide messenger RNA. It is a transcript of the gene vcpkmt, whose product is annotated as valosin containing protein lysine (K) methyltransferase. The transcript has 5 exons. Gene Ontology annotation, cellular component: cytoplasm; cytosol. Gene Ontology annotation, molecular function: protein-lysine N-methyltransferase activity. Gene Ontology annotation, biological process: peptidyl-lysine methylation. The coding region runs from base 36 to 707 and encodes 223 amino acids. NCBI's taxonomy places the organism in Eukaryota, Metazoa, Chordata, Actinopteri, Cypriniformes, Cyprinidae. The record is from RefSeq and is a predicted model, not a curated record.
GUGACGUAGAAUGUUCAGCGAGUCACGAAAAAAACAUGGCGACUGACGAGGACUCGGAAGAUUACUUCGUUAGAGAAAUAGAGAAAAAUGACGGGUCUGUUUUAAGAAUGUAUCAGUGCAGCAAAGGGGACGUGGGCUGUGUGGUGUGGGACGCUGCUAUUGUCCUGUCAAAAUACCUCGAAACGGAACAGUUUAGCGGUGUUCAGUCUGGUGUUAGUGCCUGGUCCUCUAAGAACAUCGUCGAGCUGGGCGCAGGAACGGGACUCGUGGGUCUCGUGGCUGCAACCCUGGGGGCAAAUGUCACGGUGACCGAUCUAGAAGACCUGCAGCCUCUCCUUCAACUAAACAUUAAGAAAAACCAGCACCUCAUCCAUACAGGCUCAAUCACAGCCAAGGUACUGAAAUGGGGAGGAAAUGUCGAAGGAUUUCUACCUCAUCCUCAUUAUAUUCUGAUGGCUGAUUGUAUCUACUAUGAGCAGUCUGUGGAGCCACUGGUGGAGACUCUGAAACUCUUGGCUGGACCAGAGACGCGUAUCAUCUGUUGCUAUGAGCAACGCACUGUUGGUGUAAAUCCUGAAAUAGAAAAGAGAUUCUUUGAGCUACUUCUGCAGGAAUUCCAGUCGGAGGAGAUCCCAUCUGAGAAACAAGACCCCGAGUUCAACAGUCCUGACAUUCACGUUCUCCACCUACAGCGAAGAGUCCACUGAAUGGCUUUUAUUUGUUUGAAAUGUCGAAGAUGGGUCGUGUGUGUUCGUGUUUCAAUGGACUGUGGUGUUGUUGGUCAGAUGCUGAAUACACACCGUUUUAAGUGCUCACGUGGUAUGGGAGGUCGGCCUUAAUGCGAGCGCUUACCUGCGUUUGCAGACAAACAAGUUUAAUUGAAUCAUUCUGUGCGUGUUAAACUGGCAAAAAUAAAUCCCGAAUGUGUGUUUUUUUUUUACAUGCCUAUUUAUCUGCAAAUAAACACUUUCUAAAAUGAA